AUGCUGCACCUGCACCAGCACAGUCCACUUGUCUCUCGGCAUGGUGCGAUUUGUCCACCGACUAGGGUUGCUUGUUCUUGCAUAUGUAACAAGGCAAACAGCAGAACCACUGCUUCGCAAUCGACCAACAAUGCGAAGUUGCUCCUCCUGCGGGGGUGGUCUUCUACAAGGCGGCGAAUCACCACUGUUGACAGUGGCCAGUCAGUACCAGGAUACACACCUGAUGAUGGCGAUCAAUGCCUUGAAACAGGCAACAACAUCUCUUUUGCUACCGUAAAGGACGCUGUCAUCAGCCUGAAUUCUGUGGGUGUCAGAAGUGAGCUAAUUCUUCUAGCUCUACCAGCAGUCUUGGGUCAAGCUAUUGAUCCAAUGGCGCAACUUAUGGAGACUGCAUACAUUGGUAGAUUAGGUGCAUUGGAAUUGGCAUCGGCUGGUAUUGGUAUGUCAAUUUUUAAUAUUGUGUCAAAGAUCUUCAACAUUCCACUGUUGAGCAUUGCAACCUCAUUUGUGGCAGAGGAUAUUUCUAGGAGUGCUACCAAGCAUCCUAGUUCAGGCAAAUUGGAGUUGACAUCUGUAUCAUCUGCCCUGAUCUUAGCUGCUGGAAUUGGUAUAAUGGAAGCAUUAGCAUUGUUCCUAGGAUCAGGAUUGUUUCUUCAACUAAUGGGCGUGUCACCUGUCUCUCCAAUGUAUAGACCUGCGAAACUCUUUCUUUCAUUGAGAGCUCUCGGAGCACCUGCAAAUGUGAUUAUGUUGGCAGUCCAAGGUAUCUUUCGGGGAUUCAAGGAUACAAAGACUCCGGUGCUUUAUAUAGGUUUGGGCAAUCUUUCCGCUGUAGCCCUUCUUCCUCUACUUAUAUAUGGCUUUCAGCUUGGCAUAACUGGUGCUGCAAUUUCUACAGUUGUGUCCCAGUACAUUAUUACUGUUCUUCUUCUUCGGUCUCUAAGUAAAAAAGCUGUUUUGCUUCCUCCGGGAAUAGAUCAGUUAGAGUUUGGUGGAUAUCUAAAAUCUGGUGGCAUGCUGUUGGGAAGAACUCUUUCAAUUCUGUUAACUAUGACCAUUGGUACAUCAAUGGCUGCUCGGCAAGGCCCAACAGCGAUGGCCGCUCAUCAGAUUUGUUUGCAAGUAUGGCUUGCUGUAUCUUUGCUUGCAGACGCUUUAGCUGUUUCUGCCCAGGCGCUGAUAGCAAGCUCUUAUGCAAUAUUGGACUACAAAAGGGUUCAAAAGAUAGCAAUGUUUGCAUUGCAGAUAGGAGUGUUUAGUGGAUUAGCUUUGGCCAUUGGAUUGUAUGCCUCAUUUGGCAAUAUAGCUAGACUAUUUACCAGUGACCCAGAGGUCCUAAUGGUUGUCAAAUCUUGUGCAUUGUUUGUCUGUGCCAGUCAACCAAUUAAUGCCCUGGCCUUCAUCUUUGACGGUCUACACUAUGGUGUAUCAGAUUUUGACUAUGUUGCUCAAGCUACUAUUGUGGUUGGUGUUAUGUCUUCACUCGUCCUGUUAUGGGCUCCAUCUGUAUUUGGCCUGGCUGGAGUUUGGGCUGGCUACGGCAUGGAGUGCAGUGGCUUCAUGAGAGAAUGCGGCGUGCGGCUGGCGGCGGCCGGGUACGGCGUGUUCGGGAUGGACUACGAGGGUCACGGCAAGUCCAUGGGCGCGCGCUGCUACAUCCGCAGCUUCCGCCGCCUCGUCGACGACUGCAGCCAUUUCUUCAAGUCCAUCUGCGAGCUUGAGGAGUACCGGGGCAAGAGCCGGUUCCUGUACGGCGAGUCCAUGGGCGGCGCGGUGGCGCUGCUGCUGCACAGGAAGGACCCCGCCUUCUGGGACGGUGCCGUCCUCGUCGCGCCGAUGUGCAAGAUAUCAGAGAAGGUGAAGCCGCACCCUGUGGUGAUCACGCUCCUGACGCAGGUGGAGGACGUGAUCCCCAAGUGGAAGAUCGUGCCCACCAAGCAGGACGUCAUCGACGCCGCCUUCAAGGACCCCGUCAAGCGUGAAAAGAUCAGGAGAAACAGGCUGAUCUACCAGGACAAGCCACGGCUCAAGACUGCGCUGGAGAUGCUCAGGACCAGCAUGUACAUAGAAGACAGCUUGUCACAGGUGAAGCUGCCGUUCUUCGUGCUGCACGGCGAGGCCGACACGGUGACGGACCCGGAGGUGAGCCGCGCCCUGUACGAGCGCGCGGCCAGUGCUGACAAGACCAUCAAGCUCUACCCGGGGAUGUGGCACGGCCUCACUGCUGGGGAGACCGACGAGAACGUGGAGGCCGUCUUCUCCGACAUCGUCUCCUGGCUCAACCAGCGCAGCCGGAGCUGGACCAUGGAGGACCGCUUCAGGAAGCUGGUGCCAGCGACGGCCAAGUUCAUCGAUGGUGACGACGCCGUCGACGGCAAAGCGCAGACACAAGGGCGUCCUCGGAGGCGGCGGCCGGGCCUCCUUUGCGGGCUUGCCGGCCGGACGCAUCACCAUGCAGAAAUGUGA
Miscanthus lutarioriparius is the source of this 2466-nucleotide messenger RNA. The record is from the annotation of a GenBank genome assembly. Lineage: Eukaryota; Viridiplantae; Streptophyta; Magnoliopsida; Poales; Poaceae.